Batrachochytrium dendrobatidis JAM81 is the source of this 2016-nucleotide messenger RNA. RefSeq names its product mRNA-binding ribosome synthesis protein NOC2. Bases 1 to 2016 code for a protein of 671 amino acids. The record is from RefSeq and is a predicted model, not a curated record. Gene Ontology annotation, cellular component: nucleoplasm; Noc2p-Noc3p complex; nucleolus. Gene Ontology annotation, biological process: ribosomal large subunit biogenesis. Lineage: Eukaryota; Fungi; Chytridiomycota; Chytridiomycetes; Rhizophydiales. The transcript has 7 exons.
AUGCAAGACGAGGAUUUUGAUAGUAUUGAAGAUGCCAAUGAAGCUGAUGAUGACGAAUUAGAUGAAGAUGCCCUGUCACACGUUCAGCAGAUGGAGUUGCUCAAAGUCAAAGAUCCUAAAUUUUAUCAAUAUUUGCAAGAAAAUGAUCAGCAGCUGCUGAAUUUUGCCGAUUUAGAUGACGAUCAGGAAGAACCUCGAGUAGAAAAGGCCGAAUCCGAUUCAGAAGACUCCACUAUUACUGUUACACCUGCUAUGGUUAAAGAAUGGAAAUCCAAGCUUUCCAAACAAAAAUCCACAAAGUGCAUUCAUAAAGUUUUACUUGCAUUUCGAGCAGCAGUUGUCAUUGACAAUGAAACUGAAACCAAUUCCAACUUUACAUACCGUAUUGAAGGAGAAAAAAUGUUCAACACGGUGGUUCUCAUUGCCCUCAAGUACUCUCCUAUCGUGUUUGACCAUGCCUUGUUUGGAUCAAAGAAUGAUAAACCAAGAAAAGGACUUCCAUCUGGUGCCAAAAAGUGGAAACUCAUCCAUAGACUUGUCAAGUCUUUUCUCAUUGCCACCUUGAAACUCAUGGAGCAGAUGACAGACAUGAGCAUGCUGUCGUUUAUACUAAAGCAGUGUGAGAGCGCAGUCUCUUAUUUCGCCUGUUUUCCAAAACAAUGCAAAGAUUUUACUAAACGCAUUGUAAACUAUCUUGCAUUUGCUGAGCAAGAGCAAGUCCGAAUUAUGGGAUUCCUAUGUUUGCGUCGUCUUGCAAUCGCCGCUCCUAACCCGAAUCUGCAGACUAUAACUAAACAAGUUUAUUCCGCUUUUCUCGAGGUUGCUCGCUCGACCAAUGUGCACACGUGGACUCAUGUUGACUUUAUGAGCAACUGUAUAGUAGAACUUUGUGGAAUCCAUCUCUUUACAACGUAUCAGCUUGCAUUUGUUUACAUCCGACAAAUGGCAAUCAAACUGAGAUCGGUAAUCAUUACCAAAACAAAAGAUUCGUAUAGAACAGUCUAUAAUUGGCAGUUUUUGCAGAGUAUUCGCAUGUGGAGUCGAGUGCUGAGCACAUACUGUGAUCGAGCACUUGGAAAAACCAAAGAAUCUGAGAUUCUUCAGCCGCUAAUUUAUCCUCUGGUGCAAGUAGCCAUAGGUGUAAUCAAAGUCAAACCAUCAUCCCGAUACUUUCCAUUCCGAAUGCAUAUCAUCAAGGCACUUAUUGAGUUGAUGGAAAAGACGGGAACCUUUAUCCCAGUUGCGGCAUAUCUAUUUGACAUACUGCACAGUGCAGAAGUUUCUGGAAAAUCCAAGCCCUCCACUCUCAAAUCGCUAGACCUGCUAUUGACUAUUCAGGCACCUAAUUCGUACCUUGGAACAAAAACGUACCAGCGCGGUUUGAUUAGCGAGACUGUGCACAUCCUGUUUGACUAUUACUCCAACUUUUCUCUGUCCAUCUCAUUCCCAGAGAUAGUUAUUCCAGCAAUCAUUGAGCUUAAACACAUGACUAAAAACAGCAAAGAUGUGAAUCUAAACAAAACGCUGGGCCAGUUGACAGAAAAGCUUGAGCAAAACAGUGCAUUCAUUCAGGAAAAGCGAGUAGGACUUGAUUUUGGACCCAAAGAUAUGCAGCGAACUGAAGAGUUUCUUGGAGAUCUUGAAAAAGAUAGCACACCGCUUGGAAAAUUCAAUGCUGCACGACACAAAAUGCGCAUUAGACAAAAGCCUGAAGACAAGUAUGUGCCCAGCAACGAGGACGAUGAAGAAGAUCAAGAAGAAGAAAUUCUUGGCAGCGAGAGUGAAAACUCCAACGAGGAUGAAGCAGAAGAGCCAAUUCACGAUACUUCAAAACCCAAUGGUGCUGGAACAAAACGCAAGCAUGGUGAAUCCAAACCAUCCAUGGCCAAACCUACUGAAUCUGGCAAAAAGAUCAAGACUGCAAAGCAGGCUAAACCUACCAAGAAAGCGAAUGAUUAUGAAAUUGAUGGAGAUGAAGAUGUUGUGGACGAUUUUGUUCUAAGUGACGAUGAAUAA